Molecule: messenger RNA, 561 nt
Organism: Aplysia californica (California sea hare)
Lineage: Eukaryota; Metazoa; Mollusca; Gastropoda; Aplysiida; Aplysiidae
Product: disheveled-associated activator of morphogenesis 1-like
Exons: 2
Coding region: 165-548 (127 amino acids)
Source: RefSeq, a predicted model, not a curated record
GGCUAUUUCUGUGGCUUUGUUCAGAUGGAGAGGGGCUGGAGGCGGAGGGCUCGGGCCAGAGACUGGACCAACACCUGGGCCUCGCUGACCACCAGGUGAAACAGAGACACUUUGAGGAGUUCCGAGAUCGCUACAGCACACAGGUGUGGCCUGGCAGAGAUGAGAUGACGCGUGUGCUAGCUCGCUGCCACAAGUGGAGCGUGUCCAGCCAUCAGUUGACCGACCUGGAGCGAGCCUUUGGUCAGUUCCUCCAGGCCCUGGACCGCACCGUCACACAGCUCAGCUGGUCUCGCUGCAGAAAUGUGUUCGAAACCUUCGAGAUGGCCCAAAGGACUUUCCGCUCCCACCAGGGGGCGCUGUGUGCAGCCUUGAGGGCCAAGGAGGUACCUCUCCCUCCUCCCCUCCCUCCUCUCAUCCCUUCACUCCUCCCCCCUCUCAUCCCUCCUCCCUUCACUCCUCCCCUCACUCCUCCCCUCCCUCCUCCUCUCCCUCCUCUUCUCCUUCUUCCUAACUGGAGUGAAGAGGUCCCAGUGAAGAAUUCAUUGUGAAGAUUAUAUAUAA